Drosophila obscura is the source of this 3334-nucleotide messenger RNA. RefSeq names its product cation-independent mannose-6-phosphate receptor (gene Lerp). Gene Ontology annotation, molecular function: D-mannose binding; insulin-like growth factor binding; signaling receptor activity. Bases 327 to 3092 code for a protein of 921 amino acids. Gene Ontology annotation, biological process: lysosomal transport. Gene Ontology annotation, cellular component: late endosome; trans-Golgi network; plasma membrane. The transcript has 17 exons. NCBI's taxonomy places the organism in Eukaryota, Metazoa, Arthropoda, Insecta, Diptera, Drosophilidae. The record is from RefSeq and is a predicted model, not a curated record.
GAGUCGUGCUAUUGCGUCUCAGUGCAGCCCCCUGCUCUGGAACAGCCCGAACAUCCAAAUUUCUCUCUCGAGUCCGUUGAAAAAUCGAAGAGAGGCGCAACAAUAACACUCGCUCGCUCGCGGGCGGCUCUCUGUCAAAAUAAACAGUUAACAAGACGAACGUAGUGAUAAGGCCGGGCUGAUCAAAUUGCUUUGUGUGCAAAAGUGUUAAUCUUUUCGGGGCAUUACUAAUAGAUCCCAGUGCAGAAACAACGACCUGCUGUAGAGCUCCUCAAACACCUUCACUAACUUCUGUAAUUUCGUUUAGGCCCUGGCAGUUGACGAAAAUGUACUGUGACGCGGCUCAGGAUACGCCGAAGCGGCGGAUAAAACUGCGUUGCGGCUUUCCAUCUAUAGUUGUGGUUUCCCUUCUCCUACUCUUCCAAUGCGGUGGUUCUACGGCCAAUCAGCUGAACUUUUCCACCACAGAAUGCAAGCUCAAGGAACCCAUUUAUGGCAAUACAUUCGACUUUAGUGCCCUCCACUCGGACCUCGCACAUGUGGUGACGAGUGCAGGCAAUGGGGAUGACAAAUUCGAGUUUAAUGUGUGCGGCAAUCUCACCAAGACGUGCAAUGGGGAGAGCAAUGUGGCGGCCUGUCUCAGGAAACAGGACAAGGAGUAUGUGCUGGGACGCCAACACGAGCUGCACUACUCGAAAGGCAAAAUGUACUUUGAAUAUUUAAGCGGUGCCAAAUGCGAAAAUGGUACUGCAGAAAAACCAAACUAUCAGCUUCAUGUGAUCCUCAGCUGCGAUUACACCUUGGAUGCCAGUCCCCUGCAUAUUACGCGAUAUGCCAACGAUGCCUGUUCCUUUUACAUUACCUACGAGACGCCGCUGGCCUGCCUGCCCAUUCCGGAUGCGGUGCAGUCGAACAGCUGCAGCGUGAGGGACACCAAAACGGAUGGAACAUUCGAUCUGCUGCCCUUGAGCGACACCAAUUAUAGGACCAGCAAUCGGCAGGGCUCUGUGUUUCUGAUUAACGUGUGCAAGCCCGUGCUUUAUGGCGAGAAUAGCAUGUGUCCGCCUGGCAGCAGCAUAUGCCUCUACUCUCUCCAAGCCACAAAUAACUCAGAGCGAUUCAUCAAUUACGGCACUGUGCAGUCGCAUCCAGUUGUGGAGAACGGACAGCUCCUGCUGCGGCACGAGUCGCCGACGCCGUGUGCUCGGAAUUCCAGCGUGAAUUACACCAGUGUCAUUUACUUUAGCUGUGACAAGACCGUAAUGAAUGCGCAUCCUGAGUUCGCGGGCCUCGGAGCGGAUGAGUGCACGUACCAGUUCAAUUUUGUAACGCCGCUGGCCUGCAAUGAUCUCAAGCCCUGCACGGCACUUACCUCCACAAAUGAGCUCUUGGACCUCAGUUCGCUUAGUAGCCAGCCAGCGCAUCACUUGUCCAAAGAUGGUCGCAACUACACGGUAGCCGUGUGCGCCAGUGCAGGAAAUCCCUGCCAGGAAAAUGGCGGCGCCUGCUACGAACAGAAUUCGGAGACCAUCAGCCUGGGCAACGUCAAUUCGCAUCUGCGCUUCAAUCAGAGCGGCUCGCUCUAUUUGCUCUACGAGAAUGGCGCCAAAUGUCCAACUGGAUCGGGCACUACGUCGCUCUGGUCGACUAAAAUCGAAUUUGUCUGUGCGAACAAUGCCACAAAGGACAAUGGCACCGCCGGCGGUGGAAACGGCAAUGCUCUGCAAAUAAUUGAGGACUCCAAUUGUCAGCUGUUGAUCCAAUAUCAGACACCGUACGCCUGCCAGGAGCAGAUUAAAUGCAAGACCACCAUCUAUGUGGACCACACCACCGACGGCGUUGGAAGCAGCGGGGACGAGCUGAUCGACUUGACGCCCUUGAUUAGCGCCAGCGACAACUACGAGGCACGGGUGGACCUGCCGGCCAGCAUGGAGCACCUGGUGCCCAAAACGACAAAGUUCUUUUUGAAUGUGUGCCGCCCAUUAGUGCCGAAAUACCAAUUAGGCUGUGCCGGCGGCUCUGGUGCCUGCAUGGCCAAAGUGGCGGCCUCCGGUGCCCCCGAGGAGGAGCAUAGUCUCGGAUUCCCUUUGGUUUCGCUGUCGCGUGUGAAUCGUACCUCCGCCGAGCUGCUGUACGUGAAGGGAGACCCCUGUCCCACGGACAAGAAGGCGGAGCUGUCCACACGCAUCCUGUUUAACUGCAAUAUGCGUGCGGGUCGUGGGCAACCCGUGCUCCGUUCGAUUGAGGACUGUGCCUAUGAUUUUGAAUGGGAGACGAAUGUCUUUUGCCCGCCGCACGAGUGCACUGUCAGUGCAGAGACCUGCGACCUGGUGCACGACGAGCUUGGUCAGCGAUUCAACUUCAAGAGUGCACCGUUCACCAAGGACGGAAAGAUCGAGGUGGACUACAACAAUACCAAGCUGUCGCUGGAUCUAUGCGGACAGCAUCGCAAGGCCAUGACGGACUAUUCCCAGGCGCUGGUCAACAUUUUCUUCACACACGAUGCCCCUAAUUGUGGCAAGGAAGGCACGAUGAAUGUCCAGAUACGUUUGAUAUGCAGCAACGAGACGCAGAGUUCCAGCACCAUCUCCAGUGACCAGCAAUGCAAUUUGCUUUAUGUACAGCGCACGCCGAGCAUCUGCCAGUUCCUGGCCCUCAGUGUGCCCCAGCAGGAUGCCGGAGGUGGCAGCAGCAGCAGCAGUGGCAGCUCCAGCAGUAGCACCAGCACCACCAGCACCACGACACAAGCAUCGCCAGCGGGUAAGCCAACCAAGGCAGCAGCCAUCUCGCCACCAGGCACGUCAGCCACGUCGACAACGACAACAUCAGCUGGCCCCGAGCCGGCGGCUGCUCCCAUCGGGCCAACGGCCUCCGUGGGCACCAUCCUGGCGGCCAUUCUAUCGGUGACAUUCUGUGUGACGUGCCUGGGACUGUUUGCCUUUUCGCCGGCGCGAAGGCAUCGCGUGCGUCGCCUCUUCCGGCGCAGCAACUCCGCCGUCAGAUAUUCCAGAGUACAGUCGAACGAGGAGGCCAAUCUGCUGCUGGAGCCCAAUGGCGAGUUUACCGAAAGCGAUGAUGACAUGCUGCUUUAGGUGGCAUCCAUGGCAACACGUCUUCGCCAUUAAAUGUGGAUAAUGUGGCAGAGACAAUGAAGGUGUACUUGGAGCCACGCAGCAGCCCAAAGUGCAGAAAAUUGAACACCAAAGACAUAACUGAAACCGGAACUGAUUGUGAGCUAAAAACAAAAGAAACUAAAACUGUAGUAAGGAAAUGUAGGGAUAAACCUUGAAUAAGAUUGAACAUGUGAAGAUGUGAGGAGAAGAGAACUGCUAAA